UCGAAGUCCGAGAUAAUUCAUAUAUAGUGCACAGAUUUAACGGGAUUGUAAUAAUCGGCUAAUAACAUUGAGUCGUAGGGUAUUGGUAGUAUUUUUCAGCACUCGUUUGCAGUAGUGUAUACAGAGAUAUAUGUCAUGGCGGCGUCCAAAGAGGACGAUUACAAAGAUUCUUUUGAUGCCGAAUUCUACCUGAAGACUUACUACAGCAGCGUGAAGUCCGUGGAUGGAACGACCGAGUUUAUGCUGAGUCACUAUCAUGACAUCUUUCAAACAGGGGAGAUAACCGGGAAGAGGUUACUGGACAUCGGGACGGGCCCAGCCAUCUGUUACGUCAUAGAGCAAUGCCUGAGGUUUGAUCAGGUGUACCUGAGCGACUUCCCCGAGUCGAACCGCCGGGCCUUACACCAGUGGCUCUCCAACCACAACUUCCACGAUUACAGCCCCUUCUUCAAGCACUUAGCCAAGAAAUUCUCAGACGAACGGACAUGGGAAGACAUUCGUGACGAGGUGGCCCAAAAGCUGAGUGGAAUUCUGUUCUGUGACGUGCGCUCGGCCAGUCCGCUGAAGCCUAGUUUCUUCCCUCAGUUUGAUGCCGUGACGUCGACGUUCUGCCUUCACGCCGUUCCGGAGACGCUGGGCGAGUACCGGGCGAUCGUGAGGAACGUCUCUAGCCUGCUGAAGCCCGGGGGGUGGAUGGUAGAAAUGGGACACUUGGAGGAGACUUACUACACCGUCAAGGAUACCCGCUACAACGUGCUCUACAUGAACAAGAAAGACGUGUGCAAGAUCUGGACCGAGGAAGGCUUUACCAUUCACAACUGGAAGGAAUACACACCCGUGUCUCAAGAGAGAAAGACAUACACCGACUGGAAGAGUAUAUUCUGUAUGGUGGCUAAGAAAAAGAAUCCGUCAGAAAAAUAACAUGUAAUAAAUAAAUAUAUCAUUUUCUGAAUAAAA
Messenger RNA from Liolophura sinensis, 957 nucleotides. Its product is annotated as indolethylamine N-methyltransferase-like. Gene Ontology annotation, cellular component: cytosol. Gene Ontology annotation, molecular function: N-methyltransferase activity. The coding region runs from base 136 to 921 and encodes 261 amino acids. Lineage: Eukaryota; Metazoa; Mollusca; Polyplacophora; Chitonida; Chitonidae. The transcript has 3 exons. The record is from RefSeq and is a predicted model, not a curated record.